Molecule: messenger RNA, 6257 nt
Organism: Epinephelus fuscoguttatus (brown-marbled grouper)
Lineage: Eukaryota; Metazoa; Chordata; Actinopteri; Perciformes; Serranidae
Gene: stk32a
Product: serine/threonine kinase 32A
Exons: 13
Coding region: 877-2097 (406 amino acids)
Biological process (GO): regulation of signal transduction; G protein-coupled receptor signaling pathway; protein phosphorylation
Molecular function (GO): ATP binding; G protein-coupled receptor binding; G protein-coupled receptor kinase activity
Source: RefSeq, a predicted model, not a curated record
CCGCAGCUACAGCAGAUCAGCCUAACCAGCCUAUGAGACGUGCCUCUCCAGACGCACGGUGGUGGCCAGCGCAUUACACAGGCGGCGAUGUGGAGGUCAGUCGCUCAUCAGUGCAACGCGCCGAGCAGUUUCCCCCCUUAAACCCCGUCUCUGCUCCCUUUGCCCUCCUGUCCUCCACACACAAGGCAUUUCGCAGCGCACUCCGUCGGCGCAUCCCGCAAGUCACGUCUCGCUGUGUGGUUCCAUUUUUUGUCUAGGGGUGGCAGGUGUCCCGGUGCGUCGUCGUCCGAGCACCGGACAAGUGAUGCUCUGAGCUGCACUGUUGCUCCCCUGUCGCCUCACAUGUCUGCAGCAAAACCAACCUGGAGAUGGUCCCAUGCUCAACUCACGUCCAGAGGUUAGACUCUCCGUCAACAGAGGGUCACAGCCACAAACACAUCACCCACCCUCCUCCUCCUCCUCCUCCUCCUGCCUGGCGAGAGUCGUCCGUCUGCCUGCAUUCAUCUGAACAGCAGUGAGGACAGACGGGAAACUUACACUGUAGUGGAACUGCCUGUGUGUGUGUGUCAGCGCUUCAGUGCCUUUAGUGUUCCCCCAAGCCCUCCACUCUGUGUGUGUGCAAUGAUGUGUGGUAGAGUCAAGGUGGAAAGCUAAGAGGAAGACAGGACCCGAUCAAGUCAGCAAAAGUGAGCCCGGCUGCUGCGUAUGUGUGUGUGUCAGUCCAGCACGUGAGACUGUGUGUGUGUGUAUGUGUGUGUGUGUGUGUGAGGGGCUAGUGUUGACCAGGCUAUGAGUGCGUCUCAGAGGGAGAGGCCGGCGUUGGAUGCUGAGUUGAGCUAAGGGAGCAGAAGAGGAGAAUCUGUAAGAGGAGCAGCCAUGGGGCUCGGACAGUCCAGCAAGGCUCCGGUCACCGAGGACACAGACGAGGUGAAUUUCGACCACUUCCAGAUCCUGAGGGCAAUAGGAAAAGGAAGCUUCGGAAAAGUCUGCAUUGUACAGAAGAAGGACACUAAGAAGAUGUACGCCAUGAAGUACAUGAACAAGCUGAAAUGUGUGGAACGGAACGAAGUGAGGAAUGUCUUGAAAGAGCUGCAGAUAAUGCAGAACCUGGAACAUCCUUUCCUGGUCAACUUCUGGUAUUCCUUCCAGGAUGAGGAGGACAUGUUUAUGGUGGUGGACCUGCUCUUGGGAGGAGACCUGCGCUAUCACCUCCAGCAGAACGUCCAUUUCUCAGAGAGCACCGUCAAACUGUACAUCUGUGAAUUGGCCCUUGCCCUGGGAUACCUCCGCAGCAAGCGUAUCAUACACAGAGACAUCAAACCUGACAACAUACUACUUGAUGAACACGGGCACGUCCAUCUAACAGACUUCAACAUUGCAGCCAUUGUAAAAGAAGAUCUAAAGGCAACGUCCAUUGCUGGGACCAAGCCAUACAUGGCUCCUGAGCUGUUCCAAACCUUCGAGGGGUCCCACCCUGGCUACUCCUUCUCGGUCGACUGGUGGUCGCUGGGCAUCACAGCCUAUGAGCUACUAAGAGGACAGAGACCGUAUGUGAUGAGAUCCAGUACACCGGCUAACGAGAUCCUUCAGACCUUCCACAAGGUCCAUCCCAGCUACCCAGCAGCCUGGUCUUUGGAGAUGAAGUCUCUACUUAGAAAGUUGCUGUGCAUAGAUGUCCAGAAGCGCAUUUCCUGUCUAGCAGAGCUCCAGGAUCUGGACUACAUGUCAGAUGUCAACUGGGACGCUGUGCUCAGCAAACAGCUUCCUCCAGGCUUUAUUCCCAAUAAGCGAAGACUAAACUGUGACCCCACAUUUGAGCUGGAGGAAAUGAUCCUGGAGUCCAAACCGCUUCACAAGAAGAAGAAAAGGCUUGCUAGAAAAACCAAGGAGCAAGGAUCUGAUGGGUCCCCACAGAACGGCCAGUUGCAGCAAAGACUGGAUAAUGUCCAGAGAGACUUCAUUGUCUUCAACAGAGAAAAGUCAAAGAAAGCAUCGGUGGACUCAGACUCCUCUGAGCUGUCCAUAACUGAGAAGAACAAGGCAAUAGAGGAUGGACAGAACAACAAUGUUGAACCGGCUGCCUACUUAUCUGGAUAGGUCUGAUGACCAGAGAUCCCUAGGUAGUCCCUUACCACUUGCACCUGCCCACAGCUUGUAGAUCAGCAAUUUACUCCCUAUUGUUCUAUCAGCACAGGCACUCAGAUCUGGUCUUCAAUGUUUCUGCACCACUACGUCGUCUAUACAAACACAACUGCGGUAUGCACUUGUGCUUCACUGUUCACCCACAUAAACCACAUCAAGAGCUCGAGAACUGCAGGAGAGAAAUGGACUCCCAGAGCAGCAGUCAUGUCAGCCAGACCCAGGCUUUUCGCUUUCCUGUCACCAAGAAGAAUGACUCUCAGCAGAGUGUCACUCAUAUCAUGCUCCCUUACAUCACUCUGGUGCUCUAAGGUCUGCUCAACCUUUACUCCGGGCAGUGUGCUGAAGUGAAACGGAAGUCACUCCCCUGCCAAAAAAGGAGACAAUGCCACACCUGCUCAGCUGUUACAGGAAAUAAAGUCUGACAUGGUCAGCUAUGGCUGGAAGCUGUAUGCACUGCUGCUGUCUUGGGCGGGACACUCAGAUUUUUAAUCUCAGCGAUGCAUUUUCUGGUUAAUUACAGUUAUUUAAAUGACAAUGGUUCUCCAGUACUAUAUGGAAAUAGACUUAACGAGGAUUGGCAUGAGGAGUUAGGUUGGCAAUAGUGAAAUACAAAGACUUGGGUGGAUGGCUUUGUCCCAUGUGGUCUACAAGACUUGAGAUUCGAGCAUGAAACUAAGAGUACGACACAUUACAAUGGAGAGGUUAAUUAGGUAAAAUGAGGCCUUUGUUUUUAAGACAGCAACCACAGAUUCUUCUAAGAUAGGAAAUGAAGAGAUGAACUGUAGGCUUGAGCGUGAAUGGCUCACUUUAUCAUAGCAGCAGAUACAGUACAUGGUUGUAGUGGUCAUUAUGCUUAGCUUUGCUAGUCAAGCUAACAAAGAUAGUACGAUUGCAACAUUUGGUGAAUAUGUCCCAGCUCCAUCAGCUGCAGAUAGCCUUUAAGUUAUUAUUCAGUCAAUACAGAAAUCUGAAAUACAGAUGACAAACUCUGGUUUUAAGGUUAACCUUUAAGGUCCAUUCUUGACCUUGGAGGUUUAAGUUAAGAUGCUUCGUCAAGGCUACCAGAUGUUGCUGAAGCUUUGGGCACAAUACGUACGAGGUCCUUCUAAUGAAAGUUUUUUGUCAAACUGGUUUAACGCGCAUUAAAGCACUUACAUUUCGGACUAACCUUUGCCUCAAUCUGCAACUGACUAGCUGGGUCUCCACAUAAAGGUUUAUAGCUAUGAAAACGUAGACAAAGGUAGAUGUUAAAUGUUCUGCACUGAACCUGCUUUGCACAUGCUUCUUCAUCAACUGUAGCAUUUAUGCACAGAGAGACAAAAAAUAAUAACUUAAAGCUGUGAGUGACUAUUUAUUCCCUUAGGGAUGGUUUUAUAGACAAGGAUUAAGCUGAGUCCUAGAUAAGAUUUAUUUUUCAUUCAGUUACUGUCUGCAAUGAAAUUUGUUUUUGUCAAGUAAUUUUUUUAUGUCCUUCCUCUUUUGUGUUGAGUACAACCAAUUACACGUGCCACCGGAUAAGUCUGUAAAUCUGUAUUUGCAAUUAAAUGCUCUCAUAGAAGAAUACAUUCUGCAACAACAUGCUUGUGCAGAUGGUAUUUAAUAGUAAUUCAGUACCAGCUGGAUAACACAGGGGAGAAAAAAGUUAUUAAUAUUGAUUUGCACAUACAACCAUAAUUCCAAAAAGUUGGGAUGCUAUGUAAAAUGUACAUAGAAACAGAAUUCAAUGAUUUGCAGGUCAUUUUCGACAAACAGUAGGGGAAAUACGUAUUCUAUUCAAGGCGUCAAUUUUCUUUUACAUUAAACAAAAUUUCCAAUGCAGCUAUUGACAUGAAAUAUAGAUCAAAUUGUUAACAUUUCAAUCCAUAAAAAUUAAGUGCAAUAAAGUUAAAUGACAAAGGAAAAAUGUAUUAAACAGGCUAACUUAAAUUUCAAAACGGGCUUCAAGACACUUCCUGUAUGAAGAAAUUAAUCUCUCACAGUGUUUAGGUGGGAUUGUGGCCCAUUCUUCCACACAGAAAGUCUUUAAAUCUUGAAGAUUUUUGGGGAGGCACGUUAGAUCUUGAGAAAGACAUUUCACUUUUAGAACUUUAAAAAUGAUUGUCCUAGGUUUCUGAAUGCUUACUAAGGGUUUGUCCACACCAGCGUGGGUAUUUCUAAAACCGUGACUCUUUGCUCAUGGUUUGGCCUUUCAUCCACACGUAACCGCAGUUUUGGGCCCCUGUAACCAGAGUUAUUUGUAACCGGAGUCCAGGGUGAACUUUUUGGAAAAGUCUGGUGUCAGCAGUCGUGUGGUCUGGAUAACCGCAGUUAUUUUGUCUCAUCUCCAUUGUAUGACGACACAGUGUACGAUGUAAACAGAAAACAGCUGUGUUAUUACCCGAUCCAGUGUGUGCGAGAGACGAUUUGAGGAUGGACCUAAACAAAAUACUGCUGCUAUUUAGCAACAUAUCAGCACUUUGUGGCUGUAUCAUACAACUAACGCUACUCAACCACAUCCAGCAACAGAGGCGCAUGAGUGUGCUGUUACGGAGACUGCUACUGCUGCAUAAUAGUACGCUUCUUGCUGUUUUUCCGGUAAUGACAUUUUACUGCCUUCUGCUUGGCUACAAUGGCCUCACAGUUAGGAGUUAUAUCGCCACCUACUGCUUUGGCAUAUGUAUUACAUUGCUUGAAGUGGAAUUUGCGGUGUCAUGUGGACGCAGGUAUUUUUAUUACACCGCUCGUAUGCAUGCAGAUUUUUUAAAAACUGGAGGCCAAAAAAGUUUUAAAAAUACCCGUGCUUGUGUGGACUAGGCCUAAGUGUUCUUAAAAGAACAGGGGAUGUAACAUAUUGGUAAACGUGCCCCUGCCUGUUUUUUUGUUGAAGGUGUUGCAGGCAUCAAAUUUAGAAUGAGUGUAUAAUUACAAAAAAUAAUAGAGUUAAUCAGUUUGAACAUUAAAUAUAUUUCUUUGUAUGUUAUUCAACUGAAUAGACAGUGGGUCGAAAAGGAUUCACAGAUCUUUGCAUUCUAUUUUAUUCAUGUUUUACACAGUCUUCCCACUUUUUUGGAAUCGGAACUUUACAAAAUUGUUCACAAGAAAACGAUGUAAAUAAACAAUACCCAGGCCAGGAAAUACCCCUUCUUCAUACAAUUUGAUAUUAAAUGUAAGACUUUGCUAAAAUCACACCUGCCUCUGAAGUUUGCAGAGGGUUGCCUUAUACACUAGAUAUGGCACAGAGCUGGUUCCCUUAAACUUCACAUGUCGGUAGCAAAAAACCUGAGCUUUUUUCGCAAUCACUAAUUAAAUGUGAUUUCUACUAAUGUCUUGUCAUUCUAUUGACCUUGAUCUUAUCUUUCUGCAACUAAAUCCUUUCAAGUCUACGAUACUUGUGAUAAUAUUUAAAACACAUUUCACUCUAUUCAAUUCAUUACUGUCGGCACUUUUCUAUUGAAAAUUGGUACAAUGUUUUGACUUAAAUUUGUGUUGUUGUCGUUGUUGUUGUUGUCAUUGAUGUAAUUUUACAGAUCCAAAUGUCCUGUAUAAGUUGUAAGAUAUAGUGGGAUAGUUAAACAGGUGGAGUGAUCCCGGGUAUACCUGGGGGAAAUUAUAUUUGUGAAUGAUUAUCUUACUUUGUUUAUAUAUUAUAGGACUACCAGAUGGGUUGGGUUCAAUGCAAUAAUCCUCCGAUGUGGCAGAUUCAACCUUUCCAAAACGUAAACUUAUAAAAAAGUAAUUGACAAAUAGUAUUUGACCCAGGUAGUACUGUUUUUCAACAAAACUUGUCUACCUAAAAAUAUAUAUUUAGUCUCGGAGCAGAAUUGUUCCUCACCUGUGAAUUUCAAUCCUCUUAAGGUUUAAUUGUCCCUCAGUUGUCACUGUGUGUUUACUGUAUUCAAAUGUGAUGGAUUUGCAAACUAUUAAGGUGUGCCUUAAAUAAUGACUUUCUUUUUCUGAACCAAUCUGACAAUGCCUUGUGCUUUAUUUCACUUUAUUUCUUUCUCAAUUACCAUACUUAACUGAAUAAGGAUUUUAAGUAAAAUGGGACAAGGAAUGGCAUCAGUAAUAAAAGCUUUUUCAAAGUCAAGAAUGGUGAGAGGAUGUAAAAAAGGGAAAAGGAUGUUAAUCAUGAUAAA